CUCUAUCUCAUAUCUGAAGGAGCGCUCGUCCCGUUAUUCGCUUUAAUUGUCAAUAGCGAAAAUAAUUGUGUUUUCUAGAAGAGGGAAAAUCAUCGUUUCGGUGGAAUAGGCAAAGCCCCGUGUGGCAUUGCAUGGCAAGAUAUCGACAUGUCGUAAAAAUGAUAUAAAUAGAGAUAACAGUUUUCUAGUCGGUGGGCGAAAAUUGUCUCCAUUAUUAACAAUCAUCGGAAAGAUUCUCACUGGUUUAUCAAAACGCAAGUAUGUCAGGAAAACAUUUCAACGUCCACGAAGUGGGCUGUUGUAUCAAAUACUUCAUAUUCGGAUUUAAUAUUAUAUUUUGGGUAUGCAACUCACUAGGUUUUGAGACACAACCCAUGUGACAGAUGACAGAUGACAUUUGCCUUGUCUGUUUCAGAGCUGCUGGGGGUGGCAUUCCUAUCUGUGGCUCUUUGGGCCUGGAGUGAGAAGGGAGUUCUCUCUAACAUCUCCUCCAUCACAGAUCUGGGUGGGUUUGACCCAGUGUGGCUGUUUCUCGUGGUCGGUGGGGUGAUGUUCGUGCUGGGCUUCGCUGGAUGUAUCGGAGCGUUGAGAGAAAACUCCUUCCUACUCAAGUUUUUUUCCGUCUUUCUGGGAAUCAUAUUUUUCCUGGAGUUGACUGCAGGAGUCUUGGCAUUUGUCUUUAAAGACUGGAUCAAGGACCAGCUCAAGUUCUUCAUCAACAACAAUAUUAGAGCCUACAGAGACGACAUUGACUUGCAGAAUCUCAUCGACUUCACGCAAGAUUAUUGGGAGUGUUGUGGAGCAUUUGGGCCUGAAGACUGGAAUCUGAAUAUCUACUUUAACUGUACUGACACUAAUCUGAGUAGAGAGAAAUGUGGGGUUCCCUUUUCCUGCUGCACCAAGGAUCCUGCUGAGGAUGUAAUCAACACACAGUGUGGAUAUGACAUUCGAGCGAAAAGUGACAAUGAACAGAAUAUGUUUAUACAUACAAAAGGAUGUGUACCGCAGUUUGAAAAAUGGCUACAGGAGAAUCUAACAGUAGUUGCUGGAAUCUUCAUAGGAAUUGCACUUCUGCAGAUAUUUGGGAUCUGCCUGGCUCAGAAUCUCCUGAGUGACAUUGAGGCGGUCAGAGAGAGCUGUUUGUUCACCUAAAAUGCUUGAGCCGUUCCGCAGACAGAGCCUCCAUCUUUCUGUCACUCAGCAACAGAACUGGCACAUUGUCAUCAGAGUAUCCAAGCAACCAGUGAGGGAGUCACAACCAAAUUCACAUACCUCCUUUUUUACAAUGUACAACGACAUCUUAAUGUUUCCAUGAUAAUGGUGUACAACGUUAGAUUUGUAUUAUUUUGAAUUCACCUCUAAUCCUUUUUCUAAUCCUUAAACAUCACACAAACAGUACUGACAUGCUGACCCAACACGCAACUGAUUUUUGUUUUUUUUUAAUACUUGUUUGUCUAUGUACAUGUGCAUCAGAUGAAUGUCUUUGACACCUUGAACGUUGCAUUUUUAAAACCUGUCAAGUUGAAAAUAGUUAAAGUUCUAAAAAGUAUGUCUGGAGACCCCUGUGUUCAGUUCAAUUCGAUUGCACAAGAACUCAUCCUGUGUGUAGAACAGCCCCUUACAAAUUUCUGCCUAAUUGCAACUGAUGCAGAAGACGCAAUUGUGAUAAAGGUGUUGCAAGUCAUAAGUUUCCAUGUUUGUAGGCAAAUACAAACACACUCGCUCAGUAUUUAAAGGUUUUGUAUACCCAAAUGGUGUGUGUGUGUAUGUGUGU
Myxocyprinus asiaticus (Chinese sucker) is the source of this 1774-nucleotide messenger RNA. It is a transcript of the gene tspan5b, whose product is annotated as tetraspanin 5b. The record is from RefSeq and is a predicted model, not a curated record. The transcript has 10 exons. The coding region runs from base 391 to 1152 and encodes 253 amino acids. NCBI's taxonomy places the organism in Eukaryota, Metazoa, Chordata, Actinopteri, Cypriniformes, Catostomidae. Gene Ontology annotation, cellular component: membrane. Gene Ontology annotation, biological process: regulation of vascular endothelial growth factor signaling pathway; protein maturation; protein localization to plasma membrane.